AUGCAGACAUCAUUCCAACAAGGGUACAUCACGGACCUGGUCUGCCCACCGCCGCCGCCUGGCAAGACGGCAGAGGAUGUCCUUCAGAUGGGUCUCUCCUUGGCCCUGGACAUGGUCCAUUCGGCAAAGACCAUGUGCACUCUCAAUCCUCUGGUGCAAGGGGUGCAACUUAUGGAGACGUCACACCCGAAACUCGUCGACACUCGAGCUUUGGCUUCGACCUUCGGGGUCGACCACGACGACGCCGAACACGCCACGGGCCCCUUUGUCCAGUAUGAAAUCACGGACAAACUGCCGGUCUUUGCGGGUUACAGCACGACCUUGGUCUACCACAGUGCCAUGAGGGAGACCAGAGACGGGUUGGAGAGUCUGACGAAUCCGGGGAACGGGGUCACGAUCCACGGGAGGUGGGCUUUGAGGGUCGGUAAGGAAGGACCGGGGGACGACGGUGGUAACAAUGCCCGAAAGGAAAUGUCGAGGCCCGGGCCACCCGAGGAGAGCGAGGACGGGAAAUUCAGUCUCGGGAACGCCAGUGGGGUGAUUCACCUGCUCGAAACACAAAACACCAGGUGCAACGUCAUGUUGGGUUGGUACAUCAAACAGAGUCUCGACAAGAGUCACCGAACCACCCACCAACGGUUCAAGGAGAUGUGGAGGGAGAGGAUGAAGAUGGUCCUGUACCCGGAGAACACCAAUUGAUGAACUCUUGACUCCUCCCUGACCUGGAGCCCCAUAUCAAGUCUACUUUCUACGUUCGGAAUUGAAGCAGAAGUGGAGGCGUAAGAGGCACGUUGACAAGGGACGCGACAAGAGAAUGGACAUGUUCAGCUCGCUUUUCGUUUUGGGAAAAGUAAACACCACAUGGAGCGGCAAAGUCAUUGAGUACUUGAUUUGAGUGAAACACGUCGGGGAAGCGAAUGCGAAUGGUGUUGUGGGAAUCAAAUG
This is a messenger RNA of Exophiala oligosperma, 945 nucleotides long. RefSeq lists its product as uncharacterized. The transcript has a single exon. Lineage: Eukaryota; Fungi; Ascomycota; Eurotiomycetes; Chaetothyriales; Herpotrichiellaceae. The record is from RefSeq and is a predicted model, not a curated record. Bases 1 to 699 code for a protein of 232 amino acids.